AUAUCACUGAAACGUCAAAGACAAACUUCAAUUUCAAAAUCAAUCAUCGGCAUCAAUAUCAAAAUUUUAAAGUGAAAAUGUCCAACUCAGGAAAACCCUGCCCCGUUGCCGACGAAUGCUCGAUGAUGAAAUCGAUGGCGACUACCGCGAAUUCAACGAUGCCAUCAACACCCUCUUCAUUACCGUCGUCUUUACCGAGCAGCUUUUUCGAGAACCAGUUCUAUGACAGUCUCAUUAGUUUUAUGCAGGAAUGUUCCAGAGUCAUGGACGAGGUUCACCGUAGAUCAGGAAAAAGGGAAAUUCAUAUGACGCAAGAAGAGAAACAAGCAAAGAUACAGGAAUUAAUGAAUAAGAUUGCCGAAAAGGAAAGAGAGUUAUCGCAACUAGAGGAGGAAAAAAGAAAUAUGUUAUCGAACUACGAUGCGAGUGCCUCGUCUGCUGGUAGUGGACCAGCAUUCACACCCCCAGUAAAGCAUGCUCGACAGCCACGUGGAACUUCUAGAAGAAUGCCGCGUAGUCCAUACCAACACUCGCAAGAUGGAACAUCCUGCAUACCUGGAUGCGAUGCAGACUGCAGUUUCAGUGUACCUGCUGAAACGAAUUAUCAAAUGCAUCCUUGGCGCCAACGUAGGAUAAUGUCAACGCCAGAACGACGAUCGGCAAGACCUCCAGCGUUUGACACCUCUGGUUACAACACUUCGAAUGGGCCUGGUGGUUGCGAUCCUAAUUGCACUGAUCCCUGCAAUGUUUUAGAUGACAGCACGAUGGCUCACUGGCAUCGGCGAUUAAUGUGAUUUUUGUUUCGGUAAUAAAAUAUUUGUUCAUUUGA
Messenger RNA from Leptinotarsa decemlineata (Colorado potato beetle), 829 nucleotides. RefSeq lists its product as uncharacterized. NCBI's taxonomy places the organism in Eukaryota, Metazoa, Arthropoda, Insecta, Coleoptera, Chrysomelidae. The record is from RefSeq and is a predicted model, not a curated record.